Messenger RNA from Sciurus carolinensis (gray squirrel), 1684 nucleotides. RefSeq names its product NADH-cytochrome b5 reductase 3. Gene Ontology annotation, molecular function: FAD binding; oxidoreductase activity. Gene Ontology annotation, cellular component: mitochondrion. NCBI's taxonomy places the organism in Eukaryota, Metazoa, Chordata, Mammalia, Rodentia, Sciuridae. The coding region runs from base 124 to 1029 and encodes 301 amino acids. The transcript is spliced from 9 exons. The record is from RefSeq and is a predicted model, not a curated record.
GGCGGGCAGCCCCGCCCCCAGGUGACGUGACCCGGGCGGGGCGGGGCGGGGCGAGGCGGCUGGGGCGGCGGCCGGCGGUCCGGGCGGCGGCGGCGGCGGAGGAGCGCAGCGCGCGGCGCCACCAUGGGGGCCCAGCUGAGCACGUUGGGCCACGCGGUGCUGUCCCCGGUCUGGUUCCUCUACAGCCUGCUCAUGAGGCUGUUCCAGCGCUCCUCACCUGCCAUCACCCUCGAGAGCCCCGACAUCAAGUACCCGCUGCGGCUCAUCGACAAGGAGAUCAUCAGCCAUGACACCCGGCGCUUCCGCUUCGCCCUGCCGUCGCCCCAGCACAUCCUGGGCCUCCCUAUUGGUCAGCACAUCUACCUCUCCACUCGCAUCGACGGGAACCUGGUCAUUCGGCCUUACACACCCGUGUCCAGUGACGACGACAAGGGCUUUGUGGACCUGGUGGUCAAGGUCUACUUCAAGGACACCCAUCCCAAGUUCCCCGCUGGAGGGAAGAUGUCCCAGUACUUGGAAAACAUGCAGAUUGGAGACACCAUCGAGUUCCGGGGCCCCAACGGGCUGCUGGUCUACCAGGGCAAAGGCAAGUUCGCCAUCCGUCCUGACAAGAAAUCCAGCCCCGUCGUCAAGACGGUGAAGUCCGUGGGCAUGAUUGCAGGAGGGACAGGCAUCACCCCGAUGCUGCAGGUGAUCCGUGCCAUCAUGAAGGACCCGGAUGACCACACCGUCUGCUACCUGCUCUUUGCCAACCAGACCGAGAAGGACAUCCUGCUGCGGCCCGAGCUGGAGGAACUGAGGAAUGAACAUUCUGCCCGCUUCAAGCUCUGGUACACGGUGGACAAAGCGCCUGAAGGCUGGGACUACAGCCAGGGCUUCGUGAACGAGGAGAUGAUCCGGGACCACCUCCCGCCCCCCGGGGAGGAGCCGCUGGUGCUGAUGUGUGGCCCCCCGCCCAUGAUCCAGUACGCCUGCCUGCCCAACCUGGAGCGCGUGGGCCACCCGCAGGAGCGCUGCUUCGCCUUCUGAGGGCCCCGGCCGUCCACGCCCCCGCCGCCCUCAGCUCCCGCCGCCUGCCCGCCCGCCCGCCCGCUGCGCUGGGCACUGGGUUCAGCCUGGCCUGCCCGCGCCCUGGCGCUCACCGGCCCGGGGCCCUUUGGGAGCAGGGUUCUCUCAGGCGGGCCGCCGCUGGCCGCGGCGGGGACAGCUUGCCGUCUGGCAUUAGCUGGCUGUUACCAGAGGUGCCGCCUGCCCUGUCCUUGCCGCCCCUGGUGCCCCCACAGCACCGCCACGGGCCAGGGUGGUGGUGGCCCACGGUCCACGGAGGCGCAGAGGAGAGGGCAGCCCAGCCGCUGUCCUGGGGCCUGGCCUGCCCCCCACCGCCUGCCUGAGGGACCCUGCUCGGCGUCUGGCAGAGGGGCGGCCGGGUGAGAGGCUGCGCCCCAGCAGGGAGCCCUGGCCUCCCAGCAGCCCAGACCCCGGUGGCCUUGGGUGGCCCUGGCCGUCAGCCUGGCAGGGGCAGCAGGCCUGGGUGGGGCCGCCUGCCCCCCGUCCCCCCCCCGCCCCUCCUGCCUCCCCUCACCCCGCAGGCUCCGUGCCAGGCGUGGCCCUCGGGCACCGGCAGCCGCCUCUGCUUCCCGGAGUCGUUUAUCAGCAUUGAAGUAAACCUGGCGGACGCCUCUGC